AAUUAGAAACAACGAUUUAUUACAUCACACCUUGGCGUCCACGGAGCCAAACCUCUCUUUCUUCACUAAUACUCACACAGUUAAAAAUCUGAAAACCCGAAAGUCAAAAUCUUCGCCACCUGAAAAUCGGAAUCGGAAUCAUGAAGUCCCUCGCGGCCACCGCGGCGGACAUCUUGAAGACCCCGACGUUCAUCAAAAUUACAGCUAUUGCCGUCGCCUCCCUCACCCUCUUCGUCCUCGCCAACCACUACUCCGCUUCCUACUCUCCCUUCUCCUCCUCCACCGCCACCGCCACCGCCACAACCUCCGCCACUCACUCUCUCGCAUCUCCGGCGCCGGAAUCCUCUCCACCGACACCUCCCGCUUCUCCUCCACCGCCGCCGCCUUCACCGCCUCCGCCUCCACCCCCGGAGGUGGAGAGGAUGGGGAUAGUGGACGAGAACGGCGCGAUGUCGGAGGAGUUCAAGGUCGGCGAGUUCGACGCGAGCCUGGCCGAGGAGCUGAAGAAUGCGAGCGGUGGAGUGAAGGAUGGGAGUGGCGGUGACGGCAAUGGCGGUGGUGUUAGGGUUAAGAUUGACAAGUUUGGGGUGUGUGAUCAGAAAUUCACUGAUUAUAUACCGUGUUUGGACAAUGUGGAUGAGAUUAAGAAGCUGAACUCGACUGAGAGAGGUGAAAAGUUUGAAAGGCAUUGUCCUGGAGAAGGCAAGAGGCUGAAUUGCUUGGUGCCGAGGCCGAAAGGGUAUCAGAUUCGAAUUCCUUGGCCUCAGAGCAGAGAUGAGGUGUGGUUCAGUAAUGUACCCCAUACAAGACUUGUCGAAGAUAAAGGUGGUCAAAAUUGGAUAGCGAUUAAGAAAGAUAAAUUUGUGUUUCCUGGAGGCGGAACACAGUUUAUUCAUGGGGCAAAUGAGUACUUGGAUCAGAUUUCUCAGAUGAUUCCUGAAAUUGCAUUUGGCCGCAAGACCCGAGUAGCGUUAGAUGUUGGUUGUGGAGUAGCGAGUUUUGGUGCCUUUUUGAUGCAACGGAAUGUGACCACUCUGUCAGUAGCGCCAAAAGAUGUCCAUGAGAACCAGAUCCAGUUUGCACUAGAGCGUGGUGUGCCUGCCAUGGUGGCAGUGUUUGCAACUCACCGCUUGUUGUAUCCAAGCCAGGCUUUUGACUUGAUCCACUGUUCAAGAUGUAGAAUUAAUUGGACUCGUGAUGACGGAAUUUGGCUUCUCGAGGUUGACAGGUUGCUGAGAGCAGGAGGAUAUUUUGUUUGGGCAGCGCAGCCUGUUUAUAAACAUGAAGAAGCCCUACAAGUACAAUGGAAAGAAAUGGAGGACCUGACUACACGCAUUUGCUGGGAACUUAUAAAGAAGGAAGGGAUGAUUGCCAUAUGGAGGAAACCUUUGAACAACAGCUGCUAUCUUAGUCGUGAUGUCGAAGUGCAGCCUCCAUUAUGUGAUUCCAGUGAUGAUCCAGACAAUGUUUGGUAUGUUGGUUUGAAGGCAUGCAUCACUCGGUUACCUGAAAAUGGUUAUGGUGCAAAUGUUUCUUUGUGGCCUGCAAGGCUUCAGGAUCCACCAGACAGACUCCAGAGCAUACGAUUAGAUGCCUAUAUAUCUAGAAAAGAAAUCUUCACGGCUGAGGCAAAGUACUGGAAUGAAAUAUUAACAGGUUAUGUUGGUGCUUACCAUUGGAAAGAGUUAAACUUUAGAAACAUAAUGGACAUGAGGGCUGGAUAUGGAGGGUUUGCAGCAGCAUUGCAUGACCACGGGCUAGAUUGUUGGGUAAUGAAUGUUGUUCCUGUUUCUGGGUUCAACACCUUACCAGUUAUUUAUGACCGUGGACUUAUCGGAGUAAUGCAUGACUGGUGUGAGCCAUUUGACACUUAUCCAAGAACAUAUGACUUAUUGCACGCAGCGGGUCUCUUCUCUAUCGAGCAAAAGAGGUGUAAUAUCUCAACCAUCAUUCUUGAAAUGGACCGAAUGUUAAGGCCUGGGGGACGCGUUUAUAUACGUGACUCUGUGUCUGUAAUUGGUGAGCUUCACGAACUUGCAAAUGCGGUUGGAUGGGUGCCUGCACUACACGAUACAGGAGAAGGACCCCAUGCAAGCUGGAAGAUCUUAAUAGGUGACAAGCGUUUGUGACAAUAUGAUUUAGUGCAAAGAAACUGAGGUCUUUUUCUACAAAAAAGGAAUCGAAGUCUCUCACCGCAAGAAAGAAGCCAGCGCAACUAACUUAUUGGACAUUUUAUGUUGUAUAAUCUGAGCAUUAGCUUGCACAUUCACUUUUGUUGUUUUUGAAAGGAAGAAUCCAAAUGCACAGAAUAGGUGGUCAAAGACUAAGAUGUGCAUAAAUUAACACUCA
Messenger RNA from Rosa rugosa (rugosa rose), 2349 nucleotides. RefSeq names its product probable methyltransferase PMT10. The transcript is spliced from 9 exons. Gene Ontology annotation, molecular function: methyltransferase activity. NCBI's taxonomy places the organism in Eukaryota, Viridiplantae, Streptophyta, Magnoliopsida, Rosales, Rosaceae. Gene Ontology annotation, cellular component: trans-Golgi network; cytoplasm; endosome. Bases 141 to 2129 code for a protein of 662 amino acids. The record is from RefSeq and is a predicted model, not a curated record.